Molecule: messenger RNA, 1150 nt
Organism: Gigantopelta aegis
Lineage: Eukaryota; Metazoa; Mollusca; Gastropoda; Neomphalida; Peltospiridae
Product: cilia- and flagella-associated protein 36-like
Exons: 7
Coding region: 171-959 (262 amino acids)
Cellular component (GO): ciliary base; axoneme
Source: RefSeq, a predicted model, not a curated record
UAUCUGUUUUGUCUUUCCCUGGAUUAUUUAUCUCUGUGUUAUGACAACGGUACAACUUGUGGUGUCCUCGAGUGAGUUUUGAUUCCAGUACUUCAAGUUCAGAACAGUCACUGUUCCGAGGGCUGCAGACACGACACGAAUCGUUAACACAACAGGAUUCUACGCUCACAAUGGGAUCCAGGACCAAUGAACGAUAUGUGAACCAACUGAUACAAUUUCUCAAAAGCUAUUACUUUCAGUAUCCGAUAAAGAAGUUCAUGGACAAAUAUUGUACUGAAUUUGAUGCAACAGAUAUGGAAAAUCCAGAAUAUGUUAAACUUCACGAAGAGUACAGAAUGUUGAUUGAUACAUUGCUUGAUGCAUUCGAAGAUGAGUUCGGGUUGAUGGACGGGCAACUCAUUGAGGCGGUCAGAGAUAUGAACACACGAGUUACAGACGCUGAUGUAGGCAAGGAUUUAUACUGGUUAAUCCGUGGCGCGGAUGACCUUGCUCUAUUUACGGCGAUGAUGAUAAGCAGAAAUGUGGUUUUUCGAGGCCACGCACUUACUCUACUGGCCAAAUACAAGAAAAAGUUGCCGAGUAAAAUAUUGCCCGAACAGCCAUGCUUCAUGGAUGCUAUGUCGACCAAGCAGGAGGAUAUCAUCAACAAUUUCUUGGAUGUAAUCAAGAAAGAGAAUGCUUACAUCCAUGAAGACGAAAACCCUGAUUCGCAGGUAGAGAGGAGUAACAAUCUGAAACAGAUGCACAAGAAGAUGCUGAUUAUGAAUUCCAAGGAGAGAGUGGAAGGUCUCACGGAGACUCUCAGCCAGCUGUACUGGCCGAGGACGAAGAAGGCGGUGGAAGCAACAUUGGAUGUCCACUGGGUACCAAUAGCGAAUAACAAAGAACCCCCAAAAGACAGACUACGAAACGCCAUUGCAAAACGUCUGCAAACUGAAGUACUUUUUCGGACUCCGUAAAGUUUUGGAAAGAGGCCAAUGAACAUUGGAGAUGACAGUAGCAGGAUUGGGCUUGAAACACUGUGUUAUUCUGUGUUGUGUUGGCAGAUUAAAUAUAUGAUGUUAGUGUUACAAGGUUUAAGCUGGCACAAAAUGACAUCCAUUGUAGCUUAAUUACAAAAUAUGUGCAUAAACAUGUGUUAAUGCUUGUA